Nerophis lumbriciformis (worm pipefish) is the source of this 1557-nucleotide messenger RNA. The record is from RefSeq and is a predicted model, not a curated record. NCBI's taxonomy places the organism in Eukaryota, Metazoa, Chordata, Actinopteri, Syngnathiformes, Syngnathidae.
AUGUUGUCAGAGACGGACCCACCUAAACCACAGGCUGAGAACCCCCCACCACCGGAGGUUACAAAUGUGAACAAAUUAGGCCGAAGGACCAACCAACUUCAGUUCAUGCAGAGUGUUGUGGUCAAAGCUGUGUGGAAGCACCAUUUUGCCUGGCCGUUUUACCAUCCUGUUGAUGCUGUGGCUCUUAACCUACCGGAUUAUCAUCGCAUAAUAACUAAUCCGAUGGAUUUGGGAACCAUAAAACAACGGCUCGAGAACAACUAUUAUUGGAGCGCCAGUGAAUGUUUGCAGGACUUCAACACUAUGUUCAGUAACUGCUACAUUUAUAACAAGCCUACAGAUGAUAUUGUGCUGAUGGCUCUCGCUUUAGAAAAGAUUUACUUGCAAAAAGUUGCACAAAUCCCUCAGAAGGAAGUGGAGCUUUUGCCUCAUACAGCCAAAGGGAAAGGCACAAAGAAACGUUCAGGUGAGCAGGAGAUUGUGACUACCUCUCUUUUGGAUACAUCACAGACAAAGCACAUUGGCUCCAGUUCACCUUCAAAUCCCACCAUGGUGUCACAGGUUAACACUAAGAAAGGUCCGAAGAAGAAGAAGAGCAAUUCUGUCAUUGACACAACCAGGCUGAACAAGUCACCAAACAGCAAGAGAAGAUGGGAAAACCAAGACCGUUCCUCCCUCCUUUUUGCCAAAAAUAGUAGUAAAAAACAAUUGGCCCUUCAAGAUGGUGAGAUGAAGCAACUCCGAUAUUGUGAGGAAAUCUUGAAGGAAAUGCUCUCGAAGAAACAUGCAGCCUACGCGUGGCCUUUCUACAAACCUGUGGAUGUUGAAGCUUUGCAACUGCAUGACUAUCAUGACAUCAUCAAAUACCCAAUGGAUCUGAGAACUGUUAAGGAAAAAAUGAACAGAGGAGAAUAUCAGGAUGCUCAGAGAUUUGCUGCAGAUGUCAGGUUAAUUUUUUCCAACUGCUACAAAUACAACCCCCCGCACCACGAUGUUGUCGCCCAGGCCAGGAAGCUUCAGGCAAUGUUUGAGAAGAGAUUUGCAAACAUUCCAGAUGAGCCCAUAAGGAGCAUUUCACAGAUGACGUGCAGUCCAGUUCUUCGGGGGCUCAGCACUACAGUGUCCUCCACUUUGGACAAUUCUGUUGAAGCCACCCAACUAGCAGAGCUGCAACAGGAGCUUGAAGAUGUUCACAAACAGCUUACCAUGUUCUCUGAAGUCCCACAAAGACAGACCGAAAGCCAUAAUAAUGUCUUUAUUCAAACCAUGUUUACUUUCAGGAGGUCGUGGAAUGGAGGUGACGACUGUUCUGAAGAAUCUCUGCAAAUGACUUAUGAUGAGAAGCACCAACUGAGCCUUGACAUUAACAGACUGUCUAGUGUAAAGCUCGGCCAGGUAGUGCACAUCAUUCAGAAACGAGAACCAGCUAUGUGUGACACAAACCCAGACGAGAUCGAGAUCGACUUUGAGGUGCUAAAGCCGUCAACUCUGCGGGAACUACAGCAAUAUGUCCGCUCUUGUCUAUUAAAGAAGUUCAAAAACUUUCGCAGUAAGUGA